Molecule: messenger RNA, 1183 nt
Organism: Neogale vison (American mink)
Lineage: Eukaryota; Metazoa; Chordata; Mammalia; Carnivora; Mustelidae
Product: membrane cofactor protein-like
Exons: 10
Coding region: 72-1082 (336 amino acids)
Biological process (GO): negative regulation of complement activation, classical pathway
Cellular component (GO): cell surface
Source: RefSeq, a predicted model, not a curated record
UUGCGUCCGCUCCCUGAACCUGGGAGCAGUCCGCUUGGCGGACUCUCAGGUUCCCGCGGGUCUCCGGGAAGAUGACGGUGUCCUGCGCGCCGUAUGUCGCCUGUUGCUUUCACCCCGAAAAGCGCUUUUCUUGGCGCCUGGUCGGGGUCCUUCUGGUGGCCCCAGUGCUCCUGCUCUCUCUGAACUCCGAUGCCUGUGGUGAGCCACCAAAAUAUGAAAAUAUGUUCCUCAAGAGUCCCCUUAAAAAAUAUUAUGAAGCUGGGGAGGAUAUACGGUAUCAGUGUCUCCCAGGAUACAUAGCUAUGAGCUCUGUCGUGACUUACUGUGAGCAAAAUCACUCAUGGUAUCCUAUUGAAGAAGCUUGUUACAAGAAAGAAUGUACAACUCCAAGACUCGAAAAUGGCGAAGUGUAUGCCCCAAAUUAUUCCUUUCAAUUUGAAAAUUCAGCUUACUUUUAUUGUAAUGAGGGUUAUUACUUAUCUGGAAAACAAGCUAUAAUUUGUCACCGUCGUGGAGAUGAUGUGUAUUGGGGUGAUGAAUUUCCAACAUGUCAUAAGAUUUACUGUAAUCCGCCUAAAAAAAUAAAAAAUGGAAAAUACAGCAAUAGUCACAGAACUCUAUUUGAAUAUAAUGAAUUAAUUACUUUUACUUGUAAUCCUUCAAAUGGACCAGAUGAAUUUUCACUUGUUGGAGACAGCCAACUUAUUUGUAUUGACGAUAACAAGUGGAGUAAUAGCCCUCCUCAGUGUAAAGUGGUCAAAUGUGAAUAUCCAGUAGUUGAACAUGGAAGAAUGGUAUCAGGAAUCAAAAACAAAUAUUCCUACCAAGCUACAGUUCUAUUUGAAUGCCUCCCAGGCUUCUAUCUGAAUGGCAGCAACCCAGUGUUCUGUGGUGGGAAUAGUACUUGGGAGCCUGAGAUGCCAAAAUGUAUCAGAGGUUUCAAACCUACUUAUCCUACCAAACCUCCAGUUUCAAAGUACCCAGGCUAUCCCGAGCCCAGUGACCGACUAACACUUGAAGACUUUGAGGAAUUAGAUGCAGGCAUCAUUGCUGUGAUUGUUCUUACUCUUCGGUUUCAGUAAAACUGAUGGGAUUAAACUUAACAUUACUGAGGGGUAAGAUUUACAAAGCACCUCAUUAACUUUAUCUUUGUUUUUAAUUUAUAAAACUGAAAAAAAAAAGG